AUGAAGAAUGACACUCUCGAAGUGGAACACCCUCAGGGCAUUGACUAUGACCACAGCAAUGCUGAGAAGGGUCAUCUUGAGGAGGUAGAUCUGCACAACAAUAUUUCUGCCAAAAUCAAGAACCCACUCGCCCAUCUUACCGAGGCUGCGGUCGUUCGGGACGUCGGAGAAUUCGUCCGCCAAUAUGAUAUUCCCCUCGAGUACCAUGGUUAUCUGACAAAGGGAGCUCUUGUUGCACGGGACCCUACCGCCUACGAAUCCGUCCCAGAUAUUCACCCUGAGGAGAUCGCCGCUCUUCGUGAUGAGGUGAACCACAAGUGGCGCCAGCCUAAGGCCCUCUACUUCACUAUCAUCCUUUGCUCCAUCGGGGCAGCCGUUCAAGGCUGGGACCAGACUGGCUCAAAUGGAGCCAACCUUUCCUUUCCCCAGGCCUUUGGAAUUCCGGAAGAUGAAAGUAUCAAGAACCAAUGGCUUGUUGGACUUAUCAAUGCCGCUCCUUACAUUGCCAGUGCCGGUCUAGGAUGCUGGCUAUCCGAUCCGUGCAAUCGCUUCCUUGGUCGCCGUUGGACAAUCUUCAUCUCUGCCAUCUUCUGUAUCAUUGCCCCUAUUGGAUCUGCCUUGACCCAAAAUUGGCAUCAACUCUUCGUCACUCGUCUGCUACUUGGAAUUGGAAUGGGCCUCAAGGCCUCCACAAUUCCCAUCUUCUGCGCUGAGAACACUCCAGCCGUCAUUCGAGGUGGCCUGGUAAUGUGCUGGCAACUAUGGACCGCAUUUGGAAUCUUCCUCGGUUUCUGUGCUAAUCUAGCCGUGAAGGAUACUGGUAACAUAUCGUGGCGUUUACAGCUGGGAUCAGCCUUUAUCCCUGCUGUACCUUUGCUCGUCGGUGUAUUUUUCUGUCCCGAGUCUCCCCGCUGGUAUAUUCGACGGGGUGAGAUGAACAAAGCCUUCAGUUCUCUCCUUCGUCUCCGUAACACUCAUAUCCAGGCUGCCCGCGACCUGUACUACAUUCACGCCCAGAUUCAGAUAGAGCAGAGUAUCAUUGGUGAUAGCAACUAUCUCACUCGUUUUGUGGAACUUUUCACCAUCCCCCGAGUCCGACGUGCUACUCUCGCCUCAUUCACCGUGAUGAUUGCUCAGCAGAUGUGUGGAAUCAAUAUCAUUGCAUUUUACAGUUCCACUGUCUUCAAAAAUGCCGGCGCAAGUGAUACCGCAGCGUUAUUCGCGUCGUGGGGCUUUGGACUAGUCAACUUCCUAUUCGCAUUCCCAGCGAUUUGGACAAUUGACACUUGGGGCCGACGUGCAUUGCUUCUCUUUACUUUCCCACAGAUGGCUUGGACAUUGCUCGCGGCUGGAUUUUGCUUUUACGUUCCAGGCAAUGGAGGAGCACAUCUUGGCAGUAUUGCCCUCUUCAUCUUCUUGUUCGCCGCGUUCUAUUCCCCUGGAGAGGGUCCAGUACCAUUCACAUACUCCGCUGAGGUAUUUCCACUGUCUCAUCGUGAGGUUGGCAUGGCUUGGGCCGUAGCAACUUGUCUAGGAUGGGCAGCCGUGCUCUCAAUUACGUUCCCCCGUAUGUUGGCAGCAAUGACAGCAACCGGAGCUUUUGGUUUCUACGCUGGUCUAAACAUUACCGCAUUAGUCAUGAUCUUUCUUUGGGUCCCGGAGACGAAACAACGAACUCUCGAAGAAUUGGACUACAUCUUUGCAGUCCCUACUCGGGUCCACAUGCACUAUCAGCUCUUCAAAGCUCUGCCCUGGUGGAUUCAGCGUUACAUCUUCCGCAGAGAUGUACAGCUUGAGCCUUUGUACAAGUUUGAUGAUUUGCCUGGCUACGGCGAGAAUGUCAGUGAAAAGGCAGUAGCUGAUGUUAAUGUGAAGAAUGAUACUCAUGUGGAGGAAAAGAUUUAG
Penicillium longicatenatum is the source of this 1905-nucleotide messenger RNA. RefSeq names its product sugar porter family MFS transporter. Lineage: Eukaryota; Fungi; Ascomycota; Eurotiomycetes; Eurotiales; Aspergillaceae. Gene Ontology annotation, cellular component: membrane. Gene Ontology annotation, biological process: transmembrane transport. The transcript has 6 exons. Gene Ontology annotation, molecular function: myo-inositol:proton symporter activity. The record is from RefSeq and is a predicted model, not a curated record. The coding region runs from base 1 to 1905 and encodes 634 amino acids.